CUCUCUCUCUCUUUCUCUGUCCCUCUGUCUGCCUUUUCCAUACACACGUGCACUCUCACUCGAUCUUUCCUUCUCUCCGUCUGUCUCGGUACGUUCGCCUCGCCGUUCGCUAGCUCGCUCGUUCGUUCGUUCAUUCGUUUCGCGCCUCGUCGGCGAAGUCACGUCACGAAACUGUACAUAGGUCACGUCCUGGAGAAACGGCUCACCCAGUGAACAGUUGAACGGAUCAACGGCAAAUCUCUUUGCGCCCGACUGGAGGACGAGUGUUGAUCGCGAUCGGUCGAAAAAAAAAGGCAGAGAUGAUCGCGAGUGCCCGGUGACGAUAUAUAAAAUUGUCGAUAGUAAUCGCAGAGAAAGUAUAUAUCGAUAUUGUCAAGAGAGUGACGAUAUAAAUCGGAUAGCACGUACUGAUUCGUCGAGGACUAUUUUGUUCUUGACGCCAGCUGUUCUACGGAAGCAAGACCAAGAAAGGCGAACGAGGGAGAGAAGAAGAGUGUCUAGUGCAGACAUGUGGCUCAAAAGCGUGUUUUUAAUAUAUGGCGUCAUUGCGUGCACGUUAGCUGACAGUCCAUCGGAUAUCGUACAGAUAUCCGGUGACAAUUUGAUUCGAGCAAAACAUAUCGAGGCAACAACGUAUCAGCCUCCUCGAGCUGUUAAAAUUGAAGAAUUUGUGACAUCACACAAAUUACCGGGAAAUAUAGCAAGACCAUCGGACGAUGAUGAUGAAUAUUUUGACGAGAAAAAAGUUGCGCUUAAAGACAAUAAAUACACUAAAAAAGUCAUUCAAAAAUUCGAGAAUAAUGAAAAAAAAGCUAUACUCGAACCUGCCCGACGUUUAGACUCGACCGCGGAUGAUGACUUGGAAAUUCUUACUGCUAAAAGGCUAGCACGUGUGGAGCUCGAAAAUUUUAGCGAUUCUGGAAAGGUUUUGCAGGACGAAAAAAUAAAGAAAGUAGACUCUAAAAGGCCAACGUUAAGCGAACAGGACGAGGUUAUUCCGGGAGUUUACGUCAGCGCAGAAUAUCCAACAACUAUGCUACCUGUUCUAACAACCCCGCGUGAAGCACGUGAUAAGGACACCCCUUUCGACUUUGUACCCGUAAACAUUAUUCGCGAAGAUAGCAAAGAUAGUUAUGCGCAUUUUUCGGAUGCAAACUUUGGAGACUUGAGUGACGUGAGUCUGGUACCGGCUGGUACGAAUUCUCGUAUUCAGGUGAAGAAAGGACCGAAUGGCAAGGACUAUGAAUACGAAUAUGUGUAUUAUUAUUACGACGAGGAAGAUGAAAACAAAGCAGGUACGGCAGGUUCAACUGUGACGAAUUCUUACGACAUUCCUUCCAGAACAACCUCGGCGCCUAGAAGAGGAGGCAUUGCCAGCAACAGAAGUAAAUACAAUACCGUAGAGAGAUCGAGUACCGUGGAGCCUAGCAACAACGAGGUCAUACCGAAUAAAAAUGGCAAUAGAGGCAGACAAUUGGUUGAAACCGAAGACGUUGUCUCCGAGGAAAGGCUGCCCGCAAACACACGUUUUCCACCAAGAUCGCGAUCGAAUCACAAUACAGGCACCACGGAAUCUUCACGAGCCCGUAGUAAUCGACCGCGUCCAGGUCUGGAUCUGGUUGAUUCCAGCAGCUUCCGGACUCAUCAGGAAGGUCCUGAAUUUCCGCAAACUUUGCCAAAGGGACCCGUUAGAUUCUUAGGCGUUACCCCUAAUGAGAACAACGAAGAGAAACUAUUAAUUAGAAACCGUGGCAGACCACAGAGGAUUCAAGACCCCGCUCCUGUCGAAGAAACGAUCGACGAUGUACCGGCACCUGCUAUUAAAAGACGUCCAAGCACCACGGCAGUACCUCAAACGGAAGUUGAACUGAGCAGGGGUCAACCGCCACGUCCUGAUGAGGAAGACGACAAAGAGAACGCCGCACCAGAGGGACCUGGCAACAAACACAUAUCUGUAGAAGACAAAAUGCAAGAGUCGAGCGAAACGGACUCUUCCGGUACUAUCCUUGAUACUACGGAUAAUCCAACGACGGAAAAUCCGUCGAUCAUGGACAAGAUUGCUUUGGAUCUUUACGCCUUCCUGCAACAGGGACAAAACAAUUUGGUAGACGCGUUCAACAGCGAAUCUGGCGAAACACAAGACAACACGACGAUACCCGACGACGAGAUCACAACCGAUCUAGCGACAACGACGGAACUUGCAGCCACUACAAUCGUUGCCGAUUCUAUUAAUACCACGACGUCAACAACUACGACAACGACGACGGAACCGACAACCACAUCGACCACGACCACAGAACCAUCGACUACCACCACUCAAACUCCCGCAGGAAGAGGGAAAUUCCGACGACCUGGACUCGGUGGUCCGGUUGUCUCCAGAAAUCGCUUCAAAUCCAACGGUGGCACUAGUACGAGCACCGAGGCGACCGCAUCAGAACCGACCCAGAAAAGCAGAGGACGUUUCGGAAAUGGCAGUUCGAAUGGCAACGGAUUCAAGCGACCUCGACCAGGCGGUAACCACAAACCUAUCGAAGAGGAUACCAUACAGAAGGAGACUUCCAGCUCGGUGAACGCGGAGAAACCAGUGUCCGGUCGCGGUAGAUUCCGCGCGCCUUCCGGCGGCAGAAUCGCUGUGUCGACGACGACGAUAUCAACGCCAUCGAACAGCGGCGCCCCGGCGAUAUCAAACGGUGCCGCCGCGGCUCGACCUGCCUUCAACAAGCUGAAUAUCAAUCGAAGACGCGGACGACCGACCACGAGUGCGCCAGGAGGCGAGAAUUCCCAGGAGGCGCCGCAUUCCGAAACCGGCGCUCAGACCGUCAGCCAAAUCGCGCCGGAAGCUACGACGAGCACCCCGAAGAACGCUGUGCGCGCACGACUUCCCGGUGCGCCUGUAAUCAGACCAUCCGCCAUCAGGCCAUCGGGUGGCAGAGUCAAUUUGAGACAGAAACCGGGACAGGUGACUACCACGACAACGCUCGCGUCGGAAGCCGCCGAAGCUGCCGUCGAAGAGCCGGCCGGAGAGGGAACCGAGGAGGAGACACACGAGGCACCAGCGGAAACCAGCCUGCCGCCGGCGCGUUCGACCACACCGAAUCCUCUGAACAAAUUGCGAAACCGUAAUCGACUACAAGUGCAUCCGAAAACGACGACAAAGUCGCCGGUGCCGCCAGCGAUCAGAAGAUCACCGCUACUACCGCGACGCAAGGUGACCGAGGCCGCGCCGGCACCUCAGACGAGCCAGGAGGAUACAUCCUCCGAAGAGGAGGUCACUUCCAUCAGUGAGACAGAGCCGACCUCCGAGGCGACCUCCGUCGAGAUCAACACGACAGCUAGCACGAAGCAUGACGAGACACGCGGUCUAGGCGGUCUCCUGGCACCUCGACGUAGGAUACCGGCGCGACGUCCGGGUCAGAUAGUUCAGGUCCAGGCCUAGAUCGCAUAAUCGCAUACAAAUAAAGAAUAAUCGCGUCUUGGACCACGAGAUCAAGAUUCAUUCGUCUGCGAGGAUAUGGACGAUUUCCAUGACCUAUCAAAAGGAAUAUAGAUUAGAUAUCCCGUGGAGAUGGAGACACAUCGAAUAUCGCGCUCUCGGAAAGACAGAUAUUUAAUUUUUUAUAACGUUUUUUCUCUGACAUAUUUUUUCUGAUCAACAAGACAGACAUCAAGCGUGUUGGAAUAAAGAUGGCAGAUGUAUAUAGCAUCUUUUACAAUCGCGUCUUUUAACAAAUCAAAUUUAUAAUACCAGUUUUUAUCGCAUUUAUAUUAACAAGAUGUUCAUCACGAUUUUUAAGGAUACGUGAUGAUAUUAUUAUAUGAUAAUAUAGCAUGAUGACAUAUUGUGUUAAUAGUGUAAUCUGAAAUAUGAAAAGAUAUAAGAUAUUAUCAAAAUAUCAUUAAAAUACUCUCCAAAUAUUUUAUAUUUAAUAAUAAUAUAAUCUAAUUGUAAAUUCAAUUAUUAUUACACUAAUUACUGCAUUAUAUGAUUUUUAAACACAAUACAUCACCUACGCGUAUAGAAAUUACAAUCAUAAUUAUAAUCCAACACAAUAACGAGACAAAUAAGUGUUUCCAAGUCUCUUGAUAGAUAUUGCGAUAACUGUAUUGUAACUGUAUUGUAUAUUUAAUUUGGCGAGUUUUUUAUUUAAUAAUUAGCGUGCAUUUAUAAAGUUAUCGAAGUACUAUUUUAACGUAAUAUAUGCAUCUAUAUAUGCAUAUGAAUAAUAUCCUCUUGGGGAUGUAUUUUUAAGACUACUACUGUGUAAUGUUCCAAGAUACACUGUAAAUAUUGCAAUUAAACAUAUAUAAAGUUAAU
This is a messenger RNA of Formica exsecta, 4315 nucleotides long. Its product is annotated as mucin-12-like. The transcript is spliced from 9 exons. The record is from RefSeq and is a predicted model, not a curated record. Lineage: Eukaryota; Metazoa; Arthropoda; Insecta; Hymenoptera; Formicidae. The coding region runs from base 509 to 3436 and encodes 975 amino acids.